Danaus chrysippus (African queen) is the source of this 1410-nucleotide messenger RNA. The record is from the annotation of a GenBank genome assembly. Lineage: Eukaryota; Metazoa; Arthropoda; Insecta; Lepidoptera; Nymphalidae.
AUGGCGUCCCCUGAUUCUAUACAUUUUGAUAAAGCACCAGUAAACACCCAACUAGCUGAGGAAUACUUGAAAACUAAAUCAGAAAUACAUCCAAGAGGAUAUAAAGAAAAUGGUUCAUAUGAAAUGAAUGCAUUCAAUAAUAAAAUAUUCUUUUCUGACAUUGAUACAGAACCAGAUAGGGUUGAAAAUGUAACAAAUAUAUCAAGUGAUAAAUUAGCAUUUCUGUCGGAUACACCAUUGGCUGUCCUCGGUUUUGUCAGCCAGUCACUUUUGUGUGAUAUUCUAAAUAAGUCUAAGAUGAUAACAAUAAUAUGUGACAAACAAACCGCGGUCAUUGGCUCACUGUUUGUAGACCUGUGCCAUGAAGCUGAUCUUUUGCAUGUGAAGCUGCUUAUAGUGUCAGACAGCACCAACUGCUCUAAAUAUGAUUUGCUGAAAGUGUCAGAACUUAGUAGCGGUUGUAUCGGAGUAGUCAGCAACAGAAGUGAUGUCGAUUCAGCUGUUGAUACAUUUUUAUCAUCUUCAACUUGGUAUCCAUGGAGAAUAAAGAAGGUUUUCAUUCAAGAAUCUGCGUUGAAGAGAUUUACGUCAGCAAUGAAAUGGAAGACUCGAGGUAGUGGGAGUGACGUCACGACCUGUGAAGUCUCUUUCAGUCGGGAGGAAAAGCUGUUCGUGCUGGAGCCGGGCAGCGUGCGUCACGACUCACACCAGCUUGUCGUACUAGAAGCCUAUAGAACUGUCAAGGAACUGCUAACUCUACUUCGAAACGAGAGGCCAUUCGCUAUCUCGCUCUGGUGCAGUGAUUUAGCUGAGACAAACGAGAUCGCACACCACGUGGACUCCAACAUAGUAUGGGUCAACGAUCACGCCAACUUCCAAGGACCUCCGCGAUCCUCGCAGGCGUUCUAUUCGGUCAUAGAUUUGUUCUACAGCUCCGUGAAGGUACCGCACCUACCGGAGAUGGACCGACUCGAAAAGCUCAAGGAGACCUGGCUGAGUCGCAGCCCAGAACAGAGGGAGGCUGUGUUGAUGGAAGAGGCACACAAACAUAUUUUCGCGUCCACAAUACUCGAGAAAGAUUUCCAAGACAACUAUGUACGCGUCACUGACAACAAUGUCAUAAUGGGGACCAUUUUUCCUGGGGGGGUCUGGCUGGUGAACUUUUCUAAUAAACUAAUCGAUAUGUCGGUGAUCAACUUCGUGAUGAAGGGCGGCGCCCUGCUGGUCAUACACAUGAUUGAUGAUGAAGACAUCGAUGAAUUCUUUAAAAACGUAAAUGAAACGAUUGAACUCCCUGUGGUUUAUGUAAAGGAGGUGCAAAGUGAUGGACGGGAAGUGAAUGUACUGUGGAAGCCGUGCUACAAACAUAAAGUUAUUUGGACCAACUAUGGAACUAUAUUUGCCAACUGA